This is a messenger RNA of Penicillium macrosclerotiorum, 2118 nucleotides long. Its product is annotated as Peptidase C48 SUMO/Sentrin/Ubl1. The transcript has a single exon. Lineage: Eukaryota; Fungi; Ascomycota; Eurotiomycetes; Eurotiales; Aspergillaceae. Gene Ontology annotation, biological process: protein desumoylation. The record is from RefSeq and is a predicted model, not a curated record. Gene Ontology annotation, molecular function: SUMO-specific endopeptidase activity. Gene Ontology annotation, cellular component: cytoplasm; nucleus. The coding region runs from base 1 to 2118 and encodes 705 amino acids.
AUGGACCAGAUAUUCUCCAAGCAUGAACAUGAGAUGGCAAAUUAUGCUCUGUCCUCUAAGCGCUCUCUCCCUGACGACUCUAUUGAAAGAGUAUCCCCUCCAGAGUCUACUGUUCCGAUCACUCGCAAGAAACUUUCGUCUCUUUUGCAGGACGAUACAGGAAAUUCCCGUCAAAAUCAACUCAAACAGCCCCAAUCGUUGUCACAUGUCAUGGAUGUCGCAGAUACGUCCAAAGAAAUUGAAGACGACUCUGACAAGGGGAUUGAUAUUCCUGUCAAGAAAUCGUACGGCAUUUUUGAACGGACAACACGACAAACUACAAGGCGCACAGCCCGACUGUCUGGCCAAACGAAAAGUGACGAAGUUAUAUCUCAGGGCAAACUCAAAUCCUUGCUCCAGAAAGAUCCAUUCCGGAAAAAAUGGCAAAAACCGCUGGUGUAUCCAAGAGUUGGCAAGAAAAAGGCCGAGGUCAACGUCGAGGACCGCGACCGGCUUCGUGAUGAUGAGUUCCUUAACGACAACCUUAUCGGGUUCUAUAUGCGCUUUUUGCAAGAUCACCUGGAGCGCACCAACUCGGAGGCUGCGAAGCACGUGUACUUUUUCAACUCUUACUUCUUUGCUACUCUCACCAAUAAGGGUGCCCGUGAGAUCAAUUAUAGUGGUGUAGAGAAAUGGACCCGCAACGUCGACUUGUUCAGCUACAAGUACAUUGUCGUUCCCAUUAACCAAAAUGCUCACUGGUAUGUCGCCAUCAUUUGCAACCUGCCAAGCUUGCCACUCGAGUCUGCCAGUCGCGUUGAAUCUCCUGCCAUACGUGCAGGCGAUGAAGAACGGUCGAAUCCGGCGGAGAACGAGGUGCAAGAGAUCGUUGAAUCUCCGGAGCCUGAGCCAAUUCCAGCCUCCCCUGAGCAUCCAAAAGACAAUACUGCGAAGAAGGCGGAAGAUCAGUCUGAAUCCCCCAAGUCUCAGGCCACGCGAGCAUCGCUUGCUUCCUUGUCCCUUGAUGAUUUCACAAAUGCAUCUAAUGAGGCAGAUAAACUAGAGGAUCCCGCCUCCGCAAGCGAGGAUUGGCCCGAUGGCGAAGAGACUAAUACUUCGACUCCCGCCAAAUUAUCUCCGCCGGUACAGGCCGAGCCUGUCGCUUCCACCACUGCUGCUAAGCAGUUAGCUCGGCAGCCCAAGAAGAAAGCUCGUGGAGGCCACCGGUUAGACCCUAGCCAGCCCACCAUUAUCACCUUCGAUUCUCUUGACCUUGGCCGCUCGCCAACGAUCAAACUGUUGCGGGACUACAUCUGUCAGGAGGCUGCAUCUAAACGGGGCGUUGAAGUCAAUCCCACCAACAUAAAGGGCAUGCGCGCUCGUGCGAUCCCCCUCCAGCCAAAUUAUUCCGACUGUGGGCUGUAUCUGCUGGCAUACACGGAGAAGUUCGUUCAAAACCCUGACCAAUUUAUUGCAAAACUUCUCCAGAAAGAGAUGGACGAGCACGAUGAUUGGCCCCCGCUAGGAUCUGGUCUGCUUCGGCUGCGUCUUCGGGAUUUUCUUGAUAGGCUUUAUGAAGAGCAGGCACAGACGAAGAGCGACAAGGGUCUGAUGGCCGAUCAGCAGCCAGUCUCGUUUUUGUUGGGGCCACCACCGCCAGUUCAAGCGGUCGAGGAUCAAAAUACCGUGGAGAUACCUUACCCUAAUUCUUCCAAGGUCGACAACAAAUCUGUAGACAAGGAGGUUCAUGAGAAGGAUGAUGGCCUUCUCAAUGAAGAAAGCGCAGAGCCGAAUGACUCAAGUGGAGAUACUCCUCAACUGGUGCCAACAGACUCGGGUCCAGUACGCCCACCAAAGGACGAACCAUCAAGAAAACCUCUAGCCGCGCUCCCAAAGCCGACUGCCUCGCCCGGUGAUUCAGAAGUCGUUGAGGUCCCCGACAGCCAGGAGGCACCCAUGGCGUCUACAGAACCAAAGCCGCGGAGUCGCGGAGAGCAGAAAAAGCCCUCGAAAGAAACAGACGCGAGACUCGCUAGCAGAAAAUCUGGAAGAGUCGAGGUUCAGAUCCGAGCUACUCCACCACCUGGUACCCCAAAACCAGCGCGGAAAAGCCCACGGUGGCAAGCGCGCAAAAGCUAA